GUUAGGUGGUGGUUAUGUUUUUAUUUGCAAAAUAUUAUGUAUUUUAUUUGAAAUUGGUUGAAAUGUUACUUAGAAAUUAAUGAGCUAAAUGUAUUAAAAAGUGUAGUAAAUAAAUAUGAGGCGCCUACCUCUUUGUAAACUUUUAAUAACUUUAUGUUGUUGUUUUAUUGCUAUUUAUUUAUAUAUUUUAAGUACAAAGGAAAAUGACAAUAAUUUUAAGGAUUAUGUUGUACCUAAGCGAUUAAAAGCUGCAAGCCAGGUCAGGAUAGUAAUGUCGUUUGUUGUGUGCGAUUCAAGAUUUAACGAGUCCUUAAAUGUUAUAAAAUCUGUGCUAAUAUUCACAAAAACGCCUGUUCAUUUUGUUAUUUUUACUGACGAUAAAUUGCGACAUUUGUUUAAUGACACUCUGAGCAAAUGGAAAUCCUUAUUAGGAGACCAAUUAGAUUUUGAGUUGCAAGGUAUUCACUUCCCAGAAGCUCACAAGGAAGACUGGAUGAAUCUGUUUAGUAAAUGCGCUGCCCAAAGAUUGUUUAUACCGAAACUUAUUCCUCACAUUGAUGCUAUGAUAUAUGUUGAUACAGAUACUUUAUUUUUAAAGCCAGUUGAUGAUUUAUGGAAUGAAUUUUCAAAAUUUAAUGACUCUCAGAUAUCAGCUAUGGCUGCUGAAGAUGAUAAUCCUAAUGUAUCUUGGUACCCGAGGUUUGCAAAACACCCAUUUUAUGGAAAAUAUGGCCUCAACUCUGGUGUAAUGUUAAUGAAUUUGACAAGAAUGAGAAGUUUUGGAUGGGUUGAAUAUGUUACCCCAGUUAUGCUUAAAUGGAAAUUAUAUAUUCCCUGGGGAGAUCAGGAUAUAAUAAACAUAAUAUUCCAUUAUCAUGAGCGUGCGGUGCACAUUCUCUCAUGUCGGUACAAUUACCGAUCAGAUCAGUGCACAUAUGGAGAUGCGUGCGCUGACGCCACGCAGUACGGCAUAUACGUGCUUCACGGUAGCAGGGGAAUAUUUCACAAUGAUAAACAGCCAGCAUUUCAAGCUAUAUAUCGAGCUGUUAGUGAAUAUGAUAUAAGAACAGAUCCAUCGGAGGUAACAAAAAAUAUGCAUAAAUAUUUAAAGGAAGCAUCGGAAUCAAACUGUGGGAAUGUCUUUGAGACAUUGAAACAUAAUUUUUAAAAACAUGACAUAUUUCUUUAUAUAUAAUGUACGUUAAAAUUUGAUAUAUGAAUUUUCAGGUUUUAUUUACAACUGAAGUUAAUGCUUCUCAUUCCAAACUACCUAUAAAUAUGACCAAAUAUUAAAUGUAGCGAAUUCCAUUAAAUAUAUAAUAGCUUAGGGAGGAUUAAAGAAAAACAUAGACCGUAUUACGUACCUAUAUCCGUUAUGUAGUAUGUUCAUACAACAACCAGUACAUCAAUGGAAAAUCAUUUUAGUUUGUAAAGUUCACAUGGGUUUUAUGACACUAGCUUUUGUCCGCGAACUCGUCAUCGCAGAAUAAAAGAAUCUAGUAAUAAAAAUAGCCUCUAUUACUCAGUGAUAAUGAAGCUUUCCAUUGCCGAAAUAAAUUUUGAACUUGGUUCAGUAGUUUUUGAGUUUAUUUGUUACAUACAAAUAAAAAAAAAUCUUUAUAAUACCAGUAUUGAGUAUAUAUGAUAUUGUGCUCUUAGAUUUCUGGAGGAGAGGCGUAUUCAGCCAUCCGAAUUCUAAGUAUUUCUCUCUACUAUAUUUAUAAGUGUUUAUAUUAGCUAUUUAUUUUUUUUUAUACAUUUAUAUUAUAAAUUGCAACUCAAAGAUUUUUUUUUUAAUAAAAGAGUAAUUAAAUGUUAUUAAUUAUGAAAAUGUGUGUGCCUUAUUCAUUACGAAAUGAUAAGUUGCGUAGAAUACAUUAACUGAUGUGUUUUAUAAAGAAAAAGAUUUUGAUAUUGACUUGUAUUAGGAUAUAGUUACCUAAGAAUCUCUGCCGAAAAUAAAUUAUUUCUGUAUUAUUUCGUAAGAUAAGUUGUAAGUAAGAAACGUAACAUGUAAUUAAUUUUUUUCUGACUCAUUGUAUUUUUAUUUCAUUAAAUGUUACAAUUUUG
Papilio xuthus (Asian swallowtail) is the source of this 2070-nucleotide messenger RNA. It is a transcript of the gene shams, whose product is annotated as glucoside xylosyltransferase 1 shams. The transcript is spliced from 6 exons. Gene Ontology annotation, biological process: protein O-linked glycosylation via N-acetylgalactosamine. Lineage: Eukaryota; Metazoa; Arthropoda; Insecta; Lepidoptera; Papilionidae. The record is from RefSeq and is a predicted model, not a curated record. Bases 116 to 1168 code for a protein of 350 amino acids. Gene Ontology annotation, molecular function: UDP-xylosyltransferase activity.